Notolabrus celidotus (New Zealand spotty) is the source of this 1933-nucleotide messenger RNA. RefSeq names its product mal, T cell differentiation protein 2 (gene mal2). The transcript is spliced from 4 exons. Gene Ontology annotation, cellular component: membrane. Gene Ontology annotation, molecular function: structural constituent of myelin sheath. The coding region runs from base 199 to 759 and encodes 186 amino acids. The record is from RefSeq and is a predicted model, not a curated record. Lineage: Eukaryota; Metazoa; Chordata; Actinopteri; Labriformes; Labridae. Gene Ontology annotation, biological process: myelination.
AUGCACCACAGGUUUCCAGGGAGUGGCGCCUGCACCUGUCCAACCUGUUCGGGGGACACAUGACUCCCGAGGAAUUUCCCCCCGCUGCUCCCGUCCUUUGUUGAACGGCGUCUUUUAUUUUUUUCAGAGGGAGACAGAGGGUGAGAGUUAGAGGAGAGAGGGGGAGACCGAGAGAAGAGAGAGGGGGAUAAUAUAGAGAUGUCGGAACCAGCCGCCAAUCCCGCUGCCACCUCGUUCCCAGCGCCAACUAUUUCUCUACCUUUGGGUCUGGAAGUCCUGAGAACUUACACUGGAGUGCUUGUCUGUUUAGAAAUACUGUUUGGUGGCCUGGUAUGGAUCCUGGUGGCCUCCUCCAACGUGCCCGUGCCCCUGCUGCAGGGCUGGGUGAUGUUUGUCUCCAUAACCGCCUUCUUCCUCUCCACUGCAUACCUCACACUCCUCGUCACUGGCCUGGCUGAUCGCAUCAACACUGACUGGAACUUUUUGGACGUGUUCUACCAUUUUCUGGCCGUGCUUUUCUACUUUGCUGCCUUUGUGUUGGAGGCAGCAACUACAGCAGCUAAUGGAGGAGCCCACAUCAACCAACUGCCUAACAGCACAGAAACUGUCCUGUGUAUUACCUACCCUCGGGGCAACAUAUUCACAGUUCUGACUGACCAUCAAUACAGUAUUAAUGUGGCAGCCACGAUAUUUGCAUUUGUGGUGACACUCUGCUACGGCUGCAGUUUGGCGAUGGGCUUCAAGAGAUGGAGGAUGUAACCAAGGAAACAAGCACAAACUAGUUUUUAUAACUGCUUCAUAACAUGAAUGAAACCAUCAGGCACCCCACCUGGAGCUCCAUGAAGAGAACUGCUCUUUAGUUUAGUUCAGGGAAAAAAUAUAGAUGACAGGUCUGAUGUGUGCUUUUGAAGAUAUUUUGAUAACAGGGUAAAAUAAAUGAACUGUGCCCAGGUGUAUCUGGCUCCAAAUGAAGUUGAUUAUUUGCUGCUUACCAGUGAUCUCACUGUUUUAAAGCUUUCCCUUGCCUCUCAAGAAAAGAUCUUCUAGGGAGGUGUAGGAAAGUUGUAAGGGAACUUGUAUAUGAUAUAACACUUAAGGCUGUACAGGGUUUUUGCAAGAUGUGUGGUUUGGUUUUAGUACCACUUUGCUAAUCGUAAAAAUAUUGCCUAAUUUCCUGAGUAACAUCCUCACUGCAGGGAAUAUUUCCCAUUUCCAAAACCACAAAAACGUGCCUACGCCUGCUGCUAGUAAGUUAUGCAAACGAAGCAUGUUGAUUAACAGUCCUCGUGGUACCUCAGUGCCAAGAAGCUGUAAACUCACUCUGGAUUUAACACGAGUACAUAGUGACAUUUUGAUGUUGGCAUUAUUUGAAUAUGGAUCUGAUAUUUUUGCUUUGAGCACUUCCUGUCGAAAUGAUUCUAUAUGUCCAACAUGUUUUAUUUUCAGAAAGUUGUACAAAAUGUACUGUUUCAGUCCCCUCAGGUACUUUUAACUGAGAACGUUUAAACUUUCAGAGUUUAGUUCUGUGGAUAAUUGUUAGCUAUAACUUGAAGACAUUUUUAACAAACAUCUGGCUGUUGAAAAAGUAUAACAGCUUUGAGCCAACUACAGUAACUUUAAAUACAAAAAAUGUUAUUACAUUCUUUAUCUCAAAAGAUGAUUUUUAUGUACUGAUCUUUAAUGUAUUCAUAGAAUUCUGUUUUCUAGUUUUUAACCCAUAUUUUAUUGGUGUUCCAUAAAAUUGUCAAAACCGCUAAUCUCUUAUAUAAUAUGUGAUGUAUUAGGCAUAUUUACUGUGUUCCUUUUAAGCACCAGGCCAUUAAAAUUGUAUUAAUUUACAAUAGGUUGCAGUGAAUGUAUGUCUUAGAAACCUGCUAUUUUUGACAGCAAAAAGAUGUGUUGUAGAACUACAGAAAUAAAAGUUUAAAAAAGA